CCGAAUCCCUUUCUCAGCCUUGGAAGGAGGCUCGAUCACUUUCGUUUCUGCCUCGGCUCCGCUCCCUCUCCCGGCGCGUUUUAACUCCGGCCCCGAGCAGGAGCGCGCGCGCGAGGCGGGCGGAGAAGCGCUUUGCCCAGCGGCGAGCCGGACGUCCUCCGCGCUUCUCCGCGAUGGGGAAACAGGUCCCCGACGUCUGCGGCCCCUCGUCCCCAACGGGGAAAUGGCAGGCGGACAGAAAGGGCAAAUGUUGCCACAAAGGCAAGAAAGUGACCCUCCUGUGCGCCGUUAUCUUCGCCUUCCUUUUGGUCUUCUUCCUCGUUUUCCUGGGCUUAUACGUGGAGCUCUUCUCUUCGGACCCGGUCGGGCAGCUGAGCGAAUGCCGCGGGGAGUUGCAGGAGCAAGCCGCCCAGAUGCGGGCCAGCAACGCGUCUCUGGGGAAGCGCGUGGAGGAGACGGAGGGCGACCUGGAGAAGGCGAGGGCCGAGAGGGACGGGCUGCGAGCCCAGCUGGCGGCCACCAACCAGAGCCUCGCGAAGACCAGCGCGGACUGGGGCUCCUGCCAGGAACAGCUGAAAAGCUUGGAAAAAACAGUCACAUCCCAAGUGACGGAAGCUGUCCAGCGAGAAGUAGAGAAAUAUAAAUUAGCUGAAGAGCAGAUUAACCAGCUUAAGCAACAACUCUCCAACUUACAGCAGGAUCUGAAGGACACCCAGCAGAAGAAGGAGCAACAACAGGACACCAUCAAUCGCCUGCAGGAGCAGCUCAUGAAUCAAGCUGUGGGCCGUUCCAGCGGAGGCCUUCUCCUUGGCCCCUCCACAGUCCUCCUCCUCCUUAUCCCUGCUGGACUCCUCCUGUAGUCCAUUUGGACUCGGCGGCCACGUUUGGGUGGUGGGCAAGUGUUGAGGCUCACCCUACUUUCUCUGCAUAACCAGACCCGUUCCUCUGCAUGAGGUUUUGGAGACUUCGGAGGCUCUGCCCUUUGCAGGACAAGAACCUGAUAAAGAUGCCAGACCUGGACAUUUAUCUACUGUGACAAGUCAGAUUUUGGGCACAAGCACAGGAGCUGCCAGAACUUGUAUCAUGCUGCACUGUUACACAGACCUUUGCAAAUAAAGCUUAAAUCUUGA
This is a messenger RNA of Python bivittatus (Burmese python), 1130 nucleotides long. RefSeq lists its product as uncharacterized. The record is from RefSeq and is a predicted model, not a curated record. NCBI's taxonomy places the organism in Eukaryota, Metazoa, Chordata, Lepidosauria, Squamata, Pythonidae.